This is a messenger RNA of Pocillopora damicornis (cauliflower coral), 1370 nucleotides long. RefSeq names its product cysteine-rich with EGF-like domain protein 2-A. The record is from RefSeq and is a predicted model, not a curated record. NCBI's taxonomy places the organism in Eukaryota, Metazoa, Cnidaria, Anthozoa, Scleractinia, Pocilloporidae. Gene Ontology annotation, molecular function: calcium ion binding.
AUGCGGUCUUUGUCGAGACAGAUUCUUUCUUUAAUGAUGAUCACAAUUAUCUGUGUCAGAGUUGCAAGUUCAUGCGUCGGUGACAAAGAUUGUAAAGGGGAUCAGCGGUGUUUCAAGGGCACUUGCAGAAAACCAGAAAAUCUAGAUCAAUGUACCAAGCCUAGCGACUGCCAUGAAGAUGCCGUAUGCCAUCGAGAAAAGUGCUAUUGCAGGGGACACACAGUAGGGGAAGGAUUUGAUUGCAAAGCCUCUCUUCCCUGUCCAAAAGAAUACCAUUGUGACUCUAACGCCCUCUGUGUUGUUGAUCCCAAGUAUCCCAAGAAUCCAUACUGCAGAUGUCAUCUGGAUUUUAAGAAGUCUAAUGAUGGUACUUGUGUAGAAAUGAAUGAGUGCGAGAAGAUAGGCAACCCGUGUUCUGGCCGACGAGGAUGUAAGCAAGUGAAUGGCAACUAUGGUUGCUUCUGUAUGGAUGGUUUCACUGAGGUUUUGGUUAAAUAUGAAACAAUUUGCAAAGAUAUAGACGAAUGUAAGAGCCCGGACACAUGCCCAGCUAACUCUCACUGCACAAACACGGAGGGUGCUUUUAAAUGUGAUUGUAAGGCAGGAUUCCAGAAGACUGCUGACGGAGUUUGCGAGAUGGAAUGUGCUUGCCUUCCAAAUGGAGAAUGCAAUGAUGAAGGAAGAUGCUCUUGUUUUCCUGGAUAUUUUGAAUAUAGGAAAGGACAAUGCAAAGACAUAAACGAAUGUGCUGCUGACGAGUCUCCCUGCACUGAUGAUGGCACUGAAUGUAGAAACCACCGAGGGUGGUUUUCUUGUCCCUGUAAACUAGGAUUUGUGAAGAGAUAUGAUAAAUGUGUUAAGGAAGAAGAGGAGGAAUGUAAUUGCGCAGAGAAUGAAGAGUGUUAUCACGGAGAAUGCAUAGAUAUAAGUCUCCUAUACGGUUCAAGCCACUCAGCACACGUUUCAAGUCAACUAAGUGCAUACGUCUUUACACUGAUUGGGCACCUGGCCUUCAGUGCAUGAAAAACCGUACCUCCUGCUUACUUUGCUGCUGAAGUGCUCACUUUCAACUUUAUUUCUGUAAGGCUGGCAGUAAAUAUUAAUAAGAAGUGACAAUUGAAAGACUCUCUUUGUUGUGAUAUAAAUCACUCGUUACGAUUUCAAGAAGUUUUUAAAGUCUCAUUUAUGCUCGUCACGGUUAUUUCCCAUUUUAAUGACAAAUUUUUUAGAUUACAAUUUCUUCUCCUCUAAAAUUCGAGGCAUCGCACCCUUUCCUCGUUUCUUCUCUGGGAAGUAAUUUAACUUUUAGGUCAAGCGUUUCAGGAUAUGUUAUGGUAAACGUACCGUCUCAGAUCUUAGAGGUAGCGUGU